Molecule: messenger RNA, 2150 nt
Organism: Pseudophryne corroboree (corroboree frog)
Lineage: Eukaryota; Metazoa; Chordata; Amphibia; Anura; Myobatrachidae
Gene: SMAP1
Product: small ArfGAP 1
Exons: 11
Coding region: 311-1726 (471 amino acids)
Biological process (GO): regulation of clathrin-dependent endocytosis
Cellular component (GO): cytoplasm
Molecular function (GO): GTPase activator activity; metal ion binding
Source: RefSeq, a predicted model, not a curated record
UAUCCCAGGAAGGGGUGGAGCUAGGUGCAUUGUGAGUGACAGAGUGAUACCGGUAAGCACCUGAUUGGCUGACGGAGGGAGGAGAGUGUUGGCGUCACUGUUUGAGGCACCCGGAAGUGGCGUGUGUGCCCGGAGCGGUGAGACUGAGCUGCAGACUGUGAAUAUAGUAUAGGAUCAUAUAGCCGAGCUGUUUGCGGGGAGUGCGGUCUCUGACUACCUCUACCCUGUAUGUGCCGUGUCUGCCGCGUAACCAGCCCCGCAACCGCUCACAAAGCCCAGUCACACGCACCCCGCUCCACCACCGGCAGGCAUGACCACCCGCUCUGAGAGGGAGAAGGCCCAAAAGCUGAAUGAGCAGCACCAGGCUAUUCUAUCCCGCAUGCUGAGGGAGGAUGACAACAAAUACUGCGCUGACUGCGAGGCUAAGGGGCCAAGGUGGGCAUCUUGGAAUCUAGGUGUUUUUAUUUGCAUCAGAUGUGCUGGGAUUCAUCGAAACCUUGGUGUUCAUAUAUCAAGAGUAAAGUCUGUCAACCUGGAUCAAUGGACCCCAGAACAAAUUCAGUGUAUGCAAGAUAUGGGAAACACAAAUGCAAGACUGCUUUAUGAAGCCAACCUUCCUGAAAGCUUUCGAAGACCUCAGACGGACCAAUCAGUGGAGUUCUUCAUCAGGGAUAAAUAUGAAAGGAAGAAAUAUUAUGACAAAAAUGCUGCAACCACUAUAAGUACGUCCUCCUCUGAUGCUGUGCAGCCCUCGGCAUCCUCUCCUUCUCUGCAAGCUGCUGCUGAAAAAAACAAAUUGGAGAAAGAGAAGGAGAAAAAAAGGGAAGAGAAGAAAAAAGAGAGAGAACCUGAAAAACCAGUUAAACCUGUAGGUCUGGAGAAGGUUUUGAAAAAAGACGCCCAGAUAGAGGUUAAAGGCAGUCCAAAGAGAGCCCCGGAGAUGACUGUUGAUCUUUUAGGGCUUGAUGCUCCUGCUGAAGUAACAGUUGCAAAUGGAAGCACAUCUACUGCAGGCACAUUGAAUGAUGAUCUGGAUAUAUUUGGUCCAAUGAUUUCCAACCCUAUUCCUGCGUCAUCUGCAGCUCCAACGCAGGUCACAUCCACCACCCCAGUUGCUGUCAGUGUACCACCACCUUCCUCUGGCGAUCUAGAUUUAUUUACUGAUCAAACGGUAAAAUCUGAAGAAACUCAGAAAAAGCCUAUGUCAAAAGACUCAAUUUUGUCACUUUAUGGUACAACAAACUUGCAGCAGCAGAAUACGGCAGGCAUGUUCAUGGGUUCCUCUCCAAUGCCAUAUUCUUCACAGCCGACAAACAAUUUCCAGGCUUUUCCCACUAUGGGUGUAGCUGUUCCUGCAACUACUGGGAUGAUGGGAAGCAUGAUGGGUCAAGCCAUGCCUGCAAUGGGACAAAAUGCUGGAAUGAUGGUUGGCAUGGGAAUUCCAAAUGGAUUUGUUGGAAACACUCCUACUGGAGUUAUGGGGCUCCCUUCCAGUAUGAUGGGUCCACAGGCAGGAAUGGUUGGAACACCACCUUCAAAUAAAUUUGGCAUGCAGCAGACUCAACCUUCUCCUUGGAAUAUUUCACAGAUGAAUCAGCAAAUGAGUGGAAUGAGCUUGAAUGGAGGAAGCAAUAUGAUGGCUUUUGGUCAGCCUACAAACGCAGUUGGAGCAGGAUGGUCUGGAAACGCUGCUGGUCAGACUCUAAGCACACAACUUUGGAAAUGAGAGCAGCCAUUAUGAGGAUCCAUUCGACAUUCCUGCUUUAAUGCACAUCAUGUACCCUGUUUUAAAUAUGUAUAUAAUGCUUUCUCUUCCCAGUGUCUGCUCAUUUUGUUGGUUUGAAUAGAUUGAAUCUGGUAGUUAUGUGGAUUAGAAAGUACAUUUACAUAUCAAAAGUUUUCCAUGACCUGUCGUUUUUAACUAAUGUUUAUGAACAAACGUGGGGAUUCAUUUUUUUUGAGAGGGGUAUGUUAGGUUUUAUUUUAGUUUGUUUUUGUGCUAUGGUUUAAAGGAAAUCUAAGGGUUGUAUUUAAGGUAUACUGGGUAUAUUGUUAGUAUUUUCAAAUUCUUAAAAUGUCACCUAUCGCCUCCCCCUUAAUUAUCCUGUGGUCCUUAAAAAUAAACUGUAGUUAUAUUGAAGUAUCUUUAA